Pyrus x bretschneideri (Chinese white pear) is the source of this 826-nucleotide messenger RNA. RefSeq lists its product as uncharacterized. The coding region runs from base 55 to 489 and encodes 144 amino acids. Lineage: Eukaryota; Viridiplantae; Streptophyta; Magnoliopsida; Rosales; Rosaceae. The transcript is spliced from 4 exons. The record is from RefSeq and is a predicted model, not a curated record.
CUCAAUAAAAAGAGAACAGAUGUUGUUGCUGCUUCUAGGGGACUUACUUUCAGGAUGUUGUUGCUUCUAUGUCUGAUGGAGGAACGGAUGCCAAGUUCAAAUGCAUUUUCACCGGAGAUGCUAUUUCCUCCUGAUAUGUUUUCACCAGGGGAGGGUAUGUUGAACUGUCAGAAAAGUUUUCACCAGAGGAAGGUGGAUGAUGCGAUCUGGGCUGCUGAAAAUGCCACAUUGAAAGCUGAGAUGAGUGGAAAGAAGCUAAUGCACUCAUGGAACAACUUAAGCUCAACCCUCAGCUUCAGACGUUUCAAGCGUGGCUUUGGGAUUCUGCAACUGUAUCUUAUGGUUUUAGAAUUGCCUGUGUACAAAGGAUUAUUAUGGCAACGAGAUCAUGUCGCUCUGGGAAGCUCUUUUGAUGGUCGCUGUUGUUGGAGUUAUAUUAAAAAGAAAUAUUUAAAGAGGGCUGGAACCCAGUCAAAGCUGGGGGGCUAGGCCCUCACGCCCAUAUUAUAUUACUGAAAAAAAAACAUUACAUGGGGGGGGGGGACAUAGUACCUAAACCCCGAUGAUCAAAAAAAAAAAAAAAACAUAUAACAACCACUCCAAGCAGUCAAUGUGGCCAUCACAUACUGAAUCCAAAAGGUUGACGCCCCAUUCGCUGCAUAUAAGACUAUAAUUGAAAAGAAGGAAAUUAAAGAGAGAUUAAAAAAAAAAUUGAAGUUAAAAAGUAUGGACGACGGAAACUUUGAUCCACAUGGUAAUGUCAUUUGAAAAGAAAAAGUAAAAUGCUGGUGAUGAUGAAUGAAGAAUAAAAUUAAGAAAUGAGAUU